Molecule: messenger RNA, 2424 nt
Organism: Pseudozyma flocculosa PF-1
Lineage: Eukaryota; Fungi; Basidiomycota; Ustilaginomycetes; Ustilaginales; Ustilaginaceae
Exons: 3
Coding region: 1-2424 (807 amino acids)
Source: RefSeq, a predicted model, not a curated record
AUGGCGGACCCCACCGUGGAGCACGCCAUCAAGCCCGCCGACUUUGUCAAGCCUGGCGGCGGGUUCACCGGCUUCCUCCAGCUCAUCUCGUCGCUCCUCUUCAAGCUCACCGUCUACAUCUUCCUCCGCUGGAUCCCCAGCCGCGCCGCCCACCCCGUCAUCCCGGCGCUCUACACUGUCUACCUCUUGACGUCGCUGCUCCGCGACUACCGCCUCCGCUCCGCCAUCCGCAGGUACCUCGAGCAACACGACCUCGCCGACCCCGACGCCUCGACCCACCUCAAGCAGCUCGCCGAGCGCAUCGAGACCUCUGAACCCAAGCUGCAGGACAAAAAGGUAGGCGAGCCCGUGUCCAACUCGCCUUCGCCCGCGGCAAAGGGCCAGCAGUCUCAGCCCGCCUCAAUCAGCAAGGGCAAGGGCGCUCCCAGCUACGCAAAGGUGGCCGCCGAGGGCAGCGAGGCUCUCAAGGGCGCCAGCGACAGCGACAGCGAUGCCACAGCCGUCGCCGGCGGCAAGCCCAGGGCAGCAGGUCCGCGCCGCAAGGUGGGCCGUCUCACGAUCCCCGAGAUCCUCAAGGCCCUCGUCUUUGGCGUCUCGACCCGCUCGCCCCGCCUCAACUUCUACAUCCUGCUCGCCCACACCAUCGCGCUCGCCAUGUUCCUCGACAGCUUCUUCUCGCCCUACCUCUUCCCCUCGCACUGGGACUACAACCUCUCGUUUGCCCGCGUCGGCGCAAUCAGCCCCACCAGCGCAAAGGUCCACGUCCGCUACCCGCACCCGCUGCCGCCCUUUGACGGCCUCCAGGAAGACAUGUCGGACGAGCUCGGCUUCUCUGGCAUCCUGCGCGACGGCCUCCAGGCCAGCCCUGAGCCCGUCAGGGUCAUCUGGCGCAGACUGCCGGAGCUGGGCGAGAGGCAGUUCCUUCAGGACGGCGCCGCGGCGGGACUGGAAAAGGAGACCGGCCUGUCGCGACGCUGGGAGCGUGGGCCCCUGCUCCGCCUGACCGAGGAGACCGACUGGACCACGACGGCCGUCCUCGACAACCUCUGGCCCUCGACCAGGUACGAGUGGAGGCUCGCCUUUGUCCACAACAACACCUUCACGCCCGUCCCCGAGCGCGCGCAGCAGUUCACCACCUGGCCCGACCCGAGGCUCUCGCAGUACCUGCAGACCCGCAACGCUGCCGUUGCCCGCGACUCUGACGAAAUGGGCAUCGAAAUGCCCAAUGAGGACUCCAGCCCCGUCGACGACCCCAACCACUUCAGCUUUGCCUCGACCUCGUGCGUCAAGCCCGACUUCCCCUACCACCCCGCUCAGUUCUGGGCGUGGAACUGGCUGCUUAAGCUGGCCGGCAUCGGCUCCGAGCCUGGCGGAAUCGCCCAGCGCAACCGCAUCCCGGGCUUCGACCUGCUCUACAAGCGCGCGAUCGAGGGCAAGGCCAAGCCGUCGCUGCGCUUCCUGCUGCAGCUGGGCGACCUGAUCUACGCCGACGUGCCCCACUACGGCGGGCCGACCAAGGAUGCGUACCGCAAGCUGUACCGCAACCUGUUCGCGUCGGACUCGUUCCGCCGGGUGUACGAGAACCUGCCGACGAUUGGCAUCUACGACGACCACGAGGUGGUCAACAACUGGAGCGGCAAGACGGCCGACGGCACGACGCUCGAGUCGUUCCCGCCCGCCAACACGGCGUGGAAGGAGUACGUCGGGCUGGCCAACCCGGACCCGCUCGACGAGGGCGAAAACUACUACACGUUCCGCUACGGCGGCAGCGCGGCCUUCUUCGUCAUGGACACGCGCAAGCACCGCAGCCAUUACCAGCAGGACGACGACGAGGACAAGACGAUGCUGGGCGAGAGGCAGAAGGACGCCCUGCUGCGCUGGCUGGGCGCCGUCAACUCGACGUCGGUGUUCAAGUUUGUUGUGAGCUCGGUGCCGUUUAACACGCUGUGGGGCGGCCCGCUCGACUGGGACGGCCAGAAGGACAGCUGGGCGGCGUACAUGAGCGAGCGCGGCCAGCUGGCGAGCGUGAUGCAGUACGUGCCCAACCUCAUCGUGCUGAGCGGCGACCGGCACGAGUUUGCGGCAACCAGCAUCCGCGACACGAUCACCGAGUUCAGCACCAGCCCACUGAGCAUGUUCUACCUGCCCAUUCGCACGCUGGCCGAGGACCACGGCGCGGGAGCGUGGGGCGAGGACAAGCUGUACAAGUACAUUCCGGACGGCAACCACAAGUGGUCCGAGUUUGAGGUCGACACUCGCGACCCGUACAAGCCCGUGGUGCGGGUGUCUGUGCAGGUCGAUGGCAAGGAGGCGUGGCAGGUGUCGUUGCUGGGCAAACCGGUGCGGCGUGCCGAGAACGUGGUGGGCUCGAUUGCCAAGAGCCUGCUGGAGCUGCUGGGCUUCAAGCCGAGGAGGUGGUUCUAG